This is a messenger RNA of Rattus norvegicus (Norway rat), 3790 nucleotides long. Lineage: Eukaryota; Metazoa; Chordata; Mammalia; Rodentia; Muridae. The record is from RefSeq and is a predicted model, not a curated record.
GCCGCUUCACUUCCGUUUCCUCGCGAGACUUCGAGGUACUAGUGUCGCGAGAGGUUUGUGUCGACAAGUGCUCCGUAGGCACCCAGUGGAGCAGGUUGACUGAAGUCAGGUGUUGGAGCCCCGCGGUGGAGGCGGGACCCUGAACUUCGCUGCGGAGGCUAUAACAUAGAAGAGAAAAAAUGGCCGUUGUCCAUUUAGAAGGGAAGUUUGAGGUGAUCCUGGUAAGCCUCUUAGGGGGAGCCGCCCUCAGCAUAGCAGACUUAGUGCACACGGAGAGCUGUGCAGUCUUCCAGGGGAGUUGAAGCCCGCCCACCUCAGCAGUCCUGUCUCAUGCACACCGGCAUCCCCAGCCCAGGCCCCUCUCCCAGGAGGUCCUUCCCGAGACCUGUCCUUAUCACAGGGUGAAACCUGGAAGACAGUUAAUCCCCACUGUAAACAGUCCUUUCCCACCUAGCCUCACCUCCAUCUUCCUCUCCUUUGUGUCAGUCUCUAAAACGGCGGGAACUCUGGUCCAGUGUUACAGCCUUCUGUGAGUAUUUCUUAUUGGCAAGUGAAAACUGCAAGCAGUGCUUUGAUUCCUGCUCUGACCUUUUGAAAUGAUUUUCCUGACUCAGUGAAAUGGUUUGCAUAGAAUGAAGUACAGCUGUCCCUCAGGCAGCCUCAUUGCAUCCCUGGAAGACUCACCUGAUAAUAAAGUUGUCCAGGAAUAAGGAAACAGAUAAAUUCAUCAGGUACAGAAGACCAUGCAAAACUACUUCACCUGAGAGGGACCAGACCCAGAUGUUUAAAAACAUGUUUUUUCCAGGCUUCCUUCUGAACAAGGACUUAGCUUCAAAAUAGCACACCAAGGGAUCUGCGUUGUCUCAGUGGGAAAUGAGGGAGAGGUUAAAAAACUGGGCGCCUAAGACUAAUUCUAGAAAACCUUUGGAAGUCAGAGUUAGAGAAGGAAUAAGACAAUUAGAAAGACUAUUACAGGCAAGAGAUGAUAACACAUGACAAAAUGUCCAUUUUCAGCCCAGGGACGCACCUACCUCAGCAUCCACAGGGUUACUCUACAGAGAAGCCCUAUAAAUGUGAGGAGUGCGGGAAAGCCUUCAGGCGAGCCUCACACCUGUCCCAGCAUCACAGUAUUCACACUGGUGAGAAACCCUAUGAAUGCAAGCAGUGUGGGAAGGCCUUUAGUCGUGAUUCCCAGCUAAGUCUUCAUCAGAGACUUCACACCGGUGAGAAACCCUACACGUGCAAGGAAUGUGGAAAGGCUUUCACUCAGAGCUCACAACUUAUUUUGCACCAUAGAAUUCAUACUGGUGAGAAACCAUACAAGUGCGAAGCAUGUGGGAAAGCCUUUAUUCGAAGCUCACAACUCAGCCGGCAUCAAAAGGUCCACACUGGAGAGAAGCCUUUCGAAUGUAAAGAAUGUGGGAAGGCCUUCACCCAGAACUCACAGCUCACUCUGCACCAGAGACUGCACACUGGCGAGAAGCUUUACGACUGUAAAGAGUGCAGGAAGGUCUUUACACAGCUCUCGCAGCUCAUUCUCCACAGACGAAUCCACACUGGCGAGAAACCCUAUGAGUGUAAAGAGUGUGGGAAAGCUUUCAUUUGUGGCUCACAGCUUUCGCAGCACCAGAAAACCCACAAUGGAGAAAAGCCGUACGAGUGUAAGGAGUGUGGGAAGGCUUUCAUUCGAGGUUCCCUGCUUAUGCAGCAUCAAAGAAUCCACACUGGCGAAAAACCCUAUAAAUGUGAUGAAUGUGGAAAGGCUUUUAUCCGUGGUUCCCAGCUCACUCAGCACCAGAGGAUUCAUACUAACGAAAAGCCUUACGAAUGUAAAGAAUGUGGGAAGACCUUCAGUCAUGGCUCCCAACUAACUCAACAUCAGAGAAUCCACACCGGCGAGAAGCCCUAUCAGUGUAAGGAGUGUGGGAAAGCCUUUAAUCGCGGGUCACUCCUUACUCGACACCAGAGGAUUCACACCGGUGAAAAACCCUACAAAUGUAAAGAAUGUGGAAAAGAUUUUAGCCGGGGCUCAGAGCUUACUCAGCACGAGAGAAUCCACACGGGCGAGAAGCCCUAUGAGUGUAAGGAGUGUGGGAAGUCCUUUAUCCGUGGCUCGCAGCUCACUCAGCAUCAGAGAAUCCACACGGGGGAAAAACCGUACGAGUGUAAAGAAUGCCGAAUGGCCUUCACUCAGAGCUCACAUCUUUCCCAGCAUCAGAGACUUCACACCGGUGAGAAACCCUACGUGUGCAGCGAAUGUGGGAAGGCCUUUGCGCGUGGGUUGCUGCUCAUACAGCAUCAGAGAAUCCACACGGGCGAGAAGCCCUAUGAGUGCAGGGAGUGUGGGAAGGCUUUUAUCCGUGGUUCACAGCUCACUCAACAUCAGCGAACUCACACUGGAGAGAAACCUUACGAAUGCAGGGAAUGUGGGAAGGCCUUUGGUCACGGCUCUCAGCUCACUCUGCAUCAGAGGGUCCACACAGGUGAGAAGCCCUAUGAAUGUAAGGAGUGCAGAAAGGCCUUCGCUCAGAGCUCACAUCUUUCUCGGCACCAACGGGUUCAUACCGGCGAGAAACCGUAUCAGUGUAAAGAAUGUGAAAAGGCCUUUACACGUGGGUCCCAACUAACGCAACAUCAGAGGAUUCAUAUCAGUGACAAAUCUUUUGACUGUAAGGAAUGCCGAAUAGACCUUAGUCAUCAUUCACAAAUUUUUAUAUGAGUUAAUUUAUUCUAUGCAAGUAACACAGCUCUCCCUAGCCAUUCAUUCUUUAUCAGUGAAGAAUUCUUACAGAUGUGAAUCUGGGACUCAUGAAGUUCAGCAUUUGAGAAUGUAUGUGGGAGAGUGGAAAUGCUGACAUAUCCACAUAGGGAAACCGUUUGUUUACAUGUUCUCAUGGUAUUACAUUUUAGCGGUUAAAAUGGAAAGUGAUUCCAUGCUGUUAUAUAGAAGGUCCUUAGCAUAGAAAACGUCAUUAUUACAUUAUCCAGGUGCUAUCAGUUGGUCUCCUUUGUGACAUUUGUUAUGAGUAACCUGGCUUUCAUUGAAGCAUUUGUAAGGCAGAUCUAAGACCCAGUGUUUUCAUAAGAGUCUUCUAAAUAUCAUGUUUUAACAUGUAAAAGCACUUGGAUCAGUGCCUUUCACAAAGCGUAUCAUAAAUAUUAGCUGUAUUUUUAUUAUUUGCAUCAAAAGGAGGGAACUUGAUGAAUGUAGUUAUCAUUAAGAAAUCUUUGAUGGGGCUGGAGAGAUGGCUCAGUGGUUAAGAGCACUGACUGCUAUGCCAGAGGUCCUGAGUUCAAUUCCCAGCAACCACAUGGUGGCUCACGACCAUCUGUAAUGAGAUCUGAGGCCCUCUACUGGUGUGUCUGAAGACAGUGACAGUGUACACAUAUAUAAUAAAUAAAUAAAUUUUUAUAAAAGGAGAGGAUCAUUUAAAAAAAGAAAUCUCUCAUUAUUAUUUGGGAAGCUUUAUGUGCUGUCAUCAGUGUGAGAAAGCUUUCAUUCAGAUCUUAUAUAUUUAUUAUAAAAGGAAAUUUAUGCUAUAAGGAAACCCUCGGUAUUGGUGGGUUAUUGGGUAUCAUGGUUACAGAAUUGACUUGUCAGGGUCCCAAAGCUUAUGUGUUUCACCAUCUCUAAUAUCACUCACUCAUGAUGAACUAAAUACUCAAGGUAAAUCUAGGAAAUGAAGAAACCUUGAAAUGGUAGUUUUGUGAACUAAACUGAAAGUACAGUUACACACAUAGACUUACAAUAAAAAAAUGAUCUUGUAUCAGAGAUCGCUAUUCUACCCAA